Sciurus carolinensis (gray squirrel) is the source of this 1662-nucleotide messenger RNA. RefSeq names its product ribosome biogenesis regulator 1 homolog (gene Rrs1). Gene Ontology annotation, biological process: ribosome biogenesis; endonucleolytic cleavage in ITS1 to separate SSU-rRNA from 5.8S rRNA and LSU-rRNA from tricistronic rRNA transcript (SSU-rRNA, 5.8S rRNA, LSU-rRNA); ribosomal large subunit export from nucleus. The record is from RefSeq and is a predicted model, not a curated record. Gene Ontology annotation, molecular function: protein binding. The coding region runs from base 109 to 1209 and encodes 366 amino acids. Gene Ontology annotation, cellular component: nucleolus; nucleus; preribosome, large subunit precursor. The transcript has a single exon. NCBI's taxonomy places the organism in Eukaryota, Metazoa, Chordata, Mammalia, Rodentia, Sciuridae.
CGGGUUGAGCGUCCGGGCGUCUGCACGUGGGUGAGUUGCUUGUACUAGGGCCCCUGCUCUUAUGAAAAGUAACUAUUAAUCUCAAAGAAAAAGAACCGAGCCGGAGCCAUGGAGGGUCAGAGCGUGGAGGAGCUGCUGGCAAAGGCGGAGCAGGACGAGGCAGAGAAGCUGCAACGUAUCACAGUGCACAAGGAGCUGGAGCUGGAGUUUGACCUGGGCAACCUGCUGGCUUCGGACCGGAAUCCCCCGACUGUGCUGCGGCAGGCCGGACCCACGCCGGAGGCCGAACUGCGGGCCCUGGCACGGGACAACACGCAGCUGCUCAUCAACCAGCUGUGGCAGCUGCCCACGGAGCGCGUGGAAGAGGCGCUGGUGGCCCGGCUGCCCGAGCCCACCACGCACCUGCCGCGUGAGAAACCGCUGCCACGGCCGCGGCCGCUUACACGCUGGCAGCAGUUCGCGCGCCUUAAGGGCAUCCGCCCCAAGAAGAAAACCAAUCUGGUGUGGGACGAGGUGAGCGGCCAGUGGCGGCGGCGCUGGGGCUACAAGCGCGCCCGGGAUGACACCAAGGAAUGGCUGAUCGAGGUUCCGAGUGGCGCCGACCCCCUAGAAGACCAGUUCGCCAAGCGGAUUCAGGCCAAGAAGGAACGCGUGGCCAAGAACGAGCUGAACCGGCUGCGUAAUCUGGCCCGUGCCCACAAGAUGCAGCUGCCCAGCGCGGCCGGCAUGCACCCUACUGGGCACCAGAGUAAGGAGGAGCUGGGCCGCGCCAUGCAGGUAGCCAAGAUCUCCACCGCCUCUGUGGGGCGCUUCCAGGAGCGCCUCCCUAAGGAGAAGGCUCCCCGGGGUUCAGGCAAGAAGAGGAAGUUUCAGCCCCUUUUUGGGGACUUUGCAGCCGAGAAAAAGAACCAGUUGGAACUACUUCGAGUCAUGAAUAGCAAAAAGCCUCAGCUGGAUGUGACGAGGGCCACCAACAAGCAGAUGAGAGAAGAGGACCAAGAGGAAGCCGCCAAGAGGAGGAAAAUGAGCCAGAAGGGCAAGAGAAAAGGGAACCGGCCAGGUCCUGGAGGCAAGAGGAAAGGCAGCGGCCCGCCUAGCCGGAAAGGGAAGAGGAAAGGAAGUUUGGGAGGCAAGAUGCCUUCCGGGCUACCUAGUUUGGGUGGCAAGAGGAAAGGAGGACAGCACCAAGGAGGAAAAAGGAGGAAGUAACACUUCACCCUUGGACCUGUUCUGUAAAGAAAGUAUGCUAAAUGUUGCCUUUUAGGUACUGUUGCAGGGCGGGGUGCAGAAAGGGGACCGAUGUCUUCAUUGAGCUUGAAGUUGAAGGUUCAGAAUUGCCCUACCCUCAAGAUAGUAUCUAAGUGUUCUACUGUACAAAUUAAUGCUUUUCCCACAAACGAGACUUUAGCUAGUGAUGAGUAUAUUUGAGGAUGCAAGUAUUAGGAAAAUGAUUUGGUCAUUUUACCUUUGGAUUAUGGGGUGAGGAAGAGUUGGUUAUAUUUUAGAGACUUCUACUAGAUUAAUUUGUAUAUUAUUUGUUAUUUUUGUAACAAGCUUUUAUGCCCAUCAGAUCUGGGAGGGGAGAGGAAAGAUGACAUUUUCCUAAGUUGAUUUAAAGACACUGUUGUAAAGAUUAUUUAAUAAAGAUGUGUCUGUAUCUAG